Messenger RNA from Diceros bicornis minor, 3875 nucleotides. It is a transcript of the gene PRR5L, whose product is annotated as proline rich 5 like. Gene Ontology annotation, cellular component: TORC2 complex. Gene Ontology annotation, biological process: TORC2 signaling. The record is from RefSeq and is a predicted model, not a curated record. The transcript is spliced from 9 exons. The coding region runs from base 339 to 1445 and encodes 368 amino acids. NCBI's taxonomy places the organism in Eukaryota, Metazoa, Chordata, Mammalia, Perissodactyla, Rhinocerotidae.
AGCCCGGCCCCGGGAGCUCCGCGGCCGCCGCGUUGGUUGACUCCGCCGGGGAGGACCCGAGGCUGGAGCGGACCCCGCAGAGGGCAGAGCUGGGCAGAGCGGGCGGCGAGAGCCAUCCAGGGCGCUCGUUUCUCUCCGGUGAGAAAACUUUCCCGGGAAGACCGGAAACUUUUUCCUGGGCGCGCGGAGGCGAGCUGCGAGUGUGCGCGACUCGAGGUGUUGGCCGAAUUUGUGGUCUUAAGGAAGCCUGAGGGCCAGAAGGCAGCCUUGGGAGAAGCCCUUUCUGUGGCAGUCAGAACCUUCUGUCCAGAGGAGAAGCCGCCCCCUCACCUGGACUUAUGACCCGCGGCUUCGCCCCCAGCCCGCCCGUCGAGUUCCACAGGAUGGGCUCCUUCCGCAGGCCCAGACCGCGCUUCAUGAGCUCCCCGGUGCUCAGCGACCUGCCCCGAUUCCAGGCAGCCCGGCAGGCUCUGCAGCUGAGCUCCAACUCGGCCUGGAACAGCGUCCAGACUGCCGUGAUCAACGUCUUCAAAGGGGGUGGCCUGCAGAGCAACGAGCUGUAUGUGCUGAAUGAAAGCAUCAGGCGGCUGCUGAAGAGUGAACUCGGGUCCUUCAUCACAGACUAUUUCCAGAACCAGCUUCUUGCAAAAGGACUGUUGUUUGUGGAGGAGAAGAUUAAGCUGUGUGAAGGUGAAAAUCGCAUUGAGGUUCUGGCUGAAGUCUGGGACCACUUCUUCACUGAGACUCUCCCCACCCUGCAGGCAAUAUUUUAUCCGGUUCAGGGCCAGGAGCUGACCAUCCGCCAGAUCUCCCUGCUGGGCUUCCGUGACCUGGUGCUGCUGAAGGUGAAGCUGGGCGACCUGCUGCUGCUGGCCCAGUCCCGGCUGCCCUCGUCCAUUGUCCAGAUGUUGCUCAUCCUGCAGAGUGUUCACGAGCCCACAGGCCCAAGUGAGGGUUAUCUGCAGCUGGAGGAGCUGGUGAAGCAAGUGGUGUCUCCUUUCCUCGGCAUCAGCGAGGACCGUGGGGUCUCGGGCCCCACGUUCACACUGGCCAGGCGCCACUCCAGGGUCCGGCCCAAGGUCACUCUCCUGAACUAUGCCUCCCCGAUGACCACUGUCAGCCGGCCCCUGAACGAGAUGGCCCUGACCCCACUGACAGAGCAAGAGGGGGAGGCCUACCUAGAGAAGUGUGGCAGCGUCCGGCGGCACACGGUGGCCAAUGCCCACUCGGACAUCCAGCUGCUGGCCAUGGCCACCAGGAUGCACUCAGGCUUGGGCGAGGAGCCUGGCAGUGAGGACAAGCGCCUGCUCCUGCCGCCCAGCUUCCCCCCGCCCCACCGGCAGUGCUCCAGCGAGCCCAACAUCACCGACAGCCCUGAUGAGCUGGAGGAGGGGGCGGGGGGCAGCCAGGAGGACUCGGAGCUGAACUGUGCCUCCCUCAGCUGAAGGCCCACCUCUGGACUUCCCAGCUCCUGCCUGGCAAGCAGGAUGGGGACGGCUCCAUCCCCAGCGAGCACGAGGGGCUAUUCCUUUGGGCGAUGCUGCCUUGUGGCUUUUCGGGUACAGGCCUAGUCUGAGUGCCCCGGGGAAAUCCUUGUUGUCAACCCCUCCAUUGUUGUGACUGUGACCACCUCUCUGCAGCCACACAGACUCAAUUGCCUCAUGUUCUCUGUCUGACUUCCAGCCUUGCCUGCCUGACUCAGAUCCUCAUCUCUGGGCCUUUUCCCCUCGGAUAUUGGACUGUCCGUUGCUCCCAAUGAUAUAUCCCAGUGCCCCUGGCAUUCCCGUAGCAGGAGCUUGUCUGGGCCACACAGAACCAUCCAGGACGUGUUGGCUUUCAGAGUCCCCUUUAGGUUCCGGUGAUGCAGAGGCUUGUGGGUGAAAAGAGGUAAUCGAGAGGUACCUCUGCUCCUGUCUUAUUGAGUGAGGGUAGACUGCAGCCCUACCAAGCACGACCCUGGGAAUGCACCUCCCUUGUUUUAGUUUCAGAAUUACUGGGGAAGAGUUGCCUCCCUUGUGGGUGAGGGUCCAUCCUCACCUAUAUCCAGACCCUCCAUGCCGCCUUGGGCUUUUGGCGCAGGCGGCCACAAGGCUGGAGACCCCCCGUCUCUGAUUAAGCCUUGGCAUUUCCCUCUCAGGCUUCCUCCCACGCUCAAGGCACUAACCUCCCCGGAGCAGUAGCUGGUGCCUUCCUCCCUCUCUCAUUUCAGAAACUGGCCAUUUUCCUAGUGGGUGCGGGGCCAGCUGAUACCAAACAACUAGUCUGUUCCUGGAUUUGACUUGAAUUCUUUAAAUGUGCAUCGUUUCAAAAAAAUUGUUGCAAAUAUUUGCACGUGGGAUCUUGCACUGCUCAUUUCCAACGGUGUGUGGCUUCAAACUAAAAAGUAAGCAACCCUCCUAAAAAAGGAGAUUGGCAGUGGUUCAGGGUGGAAGUGCUCCGUGGUGGGCAGGGUGCAUGGGCUGCAGAGCUCUGGAAGCAGCCGGACCUGAAUACAGAAUGGCCUGUGUUUGUGAGUGCUGUAGUUUAGAGGAAAAGCUGCCUUGAGGUAGGGGACUCAGCGUGCCUCGUGAACAGAGGGUUGUAGCCAGUGGGAUGUCUCAGUGCUUCACAGGGUGAAGGGGAAGAUGUGGGGGGGACCUUUUGGAGAGAUAUUCAUUCCCUGUGAAUAAAGAGGUGCCCGGAAGUGCCUGAAAUUUCUAACAUGUGAGGCCUCAAGAUGCUUUUUGGGGCAGCAGCCUUUGGUACUGUGCUGUAUCCUUAACACUGUUCCCUCUGGGCCUGAGCAGUUUAUUCACUCUGAAUCCCUGUUCUUCUCUUCAUAUUUGCCUAUUGGCCCCACUAAUUACAGCUCCAGAAAAAAGAGAAGGCUCCUCUGGACCCUUCUGGCAGCUUCUAGGUAUCCUGUUAGUCUCUGCAAGGUUGUUCAUGAAAUCUCAGAGACCUGAGCCAGCCUGGCUUCCAAUAUGGCAGGGGGUGCUGGGAGAGGAUGAGGCCAGUUUCAGCUGCCAGCGGGGGAAGAAAUCUUCUAAGCUCAUCCAAGCCUUGACGGCAUUUCCCUUCUGGGGGAAGAUCUGAAAUAUGACCAGAGUCGUGCUUUUGAUGGCUUGUAAUUUGGAAAUUUUGUUUAAGAACUUGUUUCAUUUUCAUCCUUCUAAGACUGAUGGAAGAGAAAUGUCCAAAGGAGAUCUUCUGAGGAUUCCAAACCAAAAAUAAUCUCUGUGUAUGUGUUGGAUAAAGUCCACAAAUUGACUAACAUGCAUUAGGCAAAUGGAACAUCAGUAAGUAGCAACAUGAUGAUUUAUUUAACCGAUGGCUUCUGUCCUUAUUGGUAUACUAUAGCACUUGGGACUAGUAUUUAUUGAUCCAAGCAGAGUAAUCAAUCAUGCUUGGGUUUGCUUUUUUAGUUUACAACAUUAACAAUAUAUAUGUUUUAAAAAUCUCUUUUCCAUAUACCAAAUGCUCCUGAUGAAGACAGCAGUCAUCAGUUAAAUACGUGAGCUCUUAGGUUGAGAAUGGGAGUGUCAGUUCAGAUCCAGUAUCCUUAAUUGCUGAUGACUGUUAGCCAGUUUAAAACUUCACCUUUGAUGUACAAUAAAUAUUUCAGACUGUAUGUAUAAAAAUUUUCUUGAUGUUUAUGGGCAUUUUAGCCAUCAGAAAUAUUGCAAGAGUGACAGCUGUAGUGUUUUUAACCACUUUUUCUCCCCUUGAUGAGAUGAAGAUUGAUUUUUGCUAUUUAAGCUAGGAUCUUCCUGUGGCUGAGGUUUAAUGACAGGAAGUGAUCACGACUCUAAAUUCGGAGUGAGCUCACAAACCAAAAACCUUUCAUGUUGUCUGUUUCCAAACCGGAUUCAAUAAACACCGUUUUGUACAUGUUA